This is a messenger RNA of Nematocida major, 1533 nucleotides long. RefSeq lists its product as uncharacterized. Gene Ontology annotation, biological process: NLS-bearing protein import into nucleus. Gene Ontology annotation, molecular function: nuclear import signal receptor activity; protein binding. Gene Ontology annotation, cellular component: nucleoplasm; cytoplasm; nucleus. The record is from RefSeq and is a predicted model, not a curated record. The transcript has a single exon. The coding region runs from base 1 to 1533 and encodes 510 amino acids. Lineage: Eukaryota; Fungi; Microsporidia.
AUGACGCAUGGAUAUAAGAACAGCGGAAGAGGAACACAAUCUGAGCGAGAAACCAGAGCCAGUAAUGCAAUCGAGCUGAGAACCCAAAAAAGAGACGGCAUGCUUCAGAAAAGAAGAACCAUGACCUCAUCUGGAGAAACAAACAGCAGCAAGCUGAGCAUACUUGCAGAGAAAAUCAACUCAAAAAACCCAGAAGACAUUGUCCAGGGAGUGACCGAGUUUCGAAGGCUUCUCAGCGCAGCCAAGUGCCCGCCAAUUGACUUUGUUGUUAUGAACGGCCUUACCCCGACUUUUUCCAAGCUCAUAAACCCAGAAAACCCCAUUUACACGACAAUGCCCGAGGAGACUGCUGUAAGAAUAAUACACGAGGCUGCCUGGGUGGUCACAAACAUAGCCUCUGGAAGCACUGAGCAGACGAUGGCAGCCGUCAAGGCAGGCGCUGUUCCCAAUUUAGUGAAACUUCUUUACUUGGACAACAUGCAGCUGCAGGACCAGGCCGUCUGGGGAAUCAGCAACAUAUCUGGAGACUGCGAGACAGGAAGAGAUGCCUGCAUUGAUGCGGGCGCAGUUGGGCCCGUAAUAAAGCUGGUGGAAAUGGAGCUUGGAAAAGUGGGGGAAAUAAACAUCCCUUUUCUGAGAAACCUCACGUGGGCAUUCAGCAACUUAAACCGAGGAAGGAACCCGCCGCCGUACAUAAAACACACGGAAAUGUGCUUGCCUGUCAUAAUAAAGCUUAUAGAGGUAAAUGACACUGAAACCAUGGUAGACGCGUACUGGGCACUCAGCUACAUGUGCGACGCAGGAAUAGCGCAAGCCGACAUGAUCAUUUCCACCGGAGUCCUGGCCAGCUGUGCACACAAGCUUGCAGCUUACAAUCACACAGCCCAGCAGGGAGACACCAUGCAGCUGCACCUGAAAGAGCCCAUUCUCUCGCCGAUCAUACGGAUCCUUGGAAACAUUGCAACGUACGAUGAGAAACAGACAGACUACAUUGUAAACCUGGGCACAGUGCAGAUACUCCGAGAGCUGUUUACGCUGCCUUUUGAGAACAAGCGGUCCUCCAAGAUAAAGAGAGAAAUAUGCUGGGUCAUUUCUAACAUAACAGCAGGAACCCCGUCCCAGGUGCAGGAGGUCAUAAAGCACGGAUUCCUUGACAUUCUUGUAAACACCAUGAAAACAGCCGACAUGCAGAUGCGAGUAGAGGCGUGCUGGGCCAUAUGCAAUGCCGUGGUCCAGCUGAACGAGGCUGUUUCGUACGCAAAAGAGGUUGGCGAGGCAGGCGCCAUAAUGGCUUUCUCCAAGUUUUUGCCCUCCAUCAUGAACGACGCAAAACUGGUCGCUGUCGUUUUGGACGCAAUCCACAGCCUCCUCGCGUGGGGAGAGAGCGACUCCGUGGGCGGCGAGAAUAUGAUCGCAACAGAAAUUGAAAGCUGCGACUUGCUCGAGCACAUUGAGGAGCUGCAGUCGGCAACAAGCUACUCAGUCGCGAGCAGGGCUGAGGAAAUCAUCAGAAAGUACUUCGAGGGCCAGUAA